CCAUUUGAAAACUGUUGCUUGGCAACAGAACCCAAACUUUCUGCUCAGACGAUUAGCUGCAAACAUUGCUCAACAUAAUAAAGUCUUACUCCGUCAUAAUACAGGCUGUGAGGAUGAGUGCCGGACGUACAUCUGAGGGAGCCGGCUGCAUCACCUGGUGGGGCUACAGUCCUGCGCUGGACCUGCUGAGUACUGGUCCUGUGAGACAUGACGGGGAGGUCAAUAUUUUACUUGUUGGCAGUGGAGAUCCACGGCAUAUUUUGAAGACGAUUGCUGGUUUGCGGAAUGAAGAAAGCCUUCAUAUGUGGGUCAUAGAAAACAGCAUGGAGGUGGUGGCUAGACAGCUGCUGCUCCUCUACCUGGCACUGAUACCCCAGGAAAGCAUGGGACUUAAUGAGAAGACAGAGGUUUACCUGGAGGUGUUUGGGAACAGUGAGAUCCGCAGUCAAACAGAGGAAAUACUGAGACGCGCAGCAUCACAACUGUCUCUAAGUGUUACCGAAACACUGGAGAUGGCCACACACCCCUGUCUGAACACAACUCUUCUCAAGUUCAAGGAGCGAGAUGAGCUGGCCAGAAUAUUCAAAUUGUGGAACAAUCCUCAGUCUUCAUCAUCUUCAUCUGAGCGUUCUGUUCCUAUCCUCAUGUCCAAAGCCUGGGAUUAUCGGGUCAGGCAGCACCUUGGUGCGCGCUAUGACUCCAAGAAAGGCUGCUUCGACUGGGACCUUACAAUGAAACUGCAUGAGAAAGGGUGUGGUGUCAUCAACAAACAACAUUAUGUGCAAUGGAGGGAACGGGGUUUGGCGUUUGAAAUGAGGGAAGGUGUCUACCAAGUAACCAAUCCAAGUUUGCUCUCAUUAAGAGUAUUCAGUCAGAGAGGGAACAAAGUGGCUGUGACGGGUUACUGGGGAGACAUAGUAUCCAGUCCUUACCUCUCCUUUGGCAUUGAAACCGAGGACAAGAGCCUAAUGAAGACACAGAAUGGGCAACAUAUCAAGACAGCCCAGGAUAUCUCCUUUGCAAAUGUGCAGGCAUUGUUCCAAUCCCUGUCCAGCAGACGGGGCUGCCCCUCUACUUCUCAGUCAGAUGCAGAGGGAGAGGAGCCAUUCACACAGAUUGACCAAAUAUCCGUUAACAUUAAUGACUUGAUGCAUCUGAAUGGGAUCUCUGUGACCUUCCUGCCUUUGGACUCACUUUACAAACUGCCAGAAAAACAGAAAUACUUCCAAUUCUUCAACACCAUUUACUUCUCUACCAGCUGCGUGCACCAGUUGGGCCCGACGAUGAGACAGAUUGCAGCACCAGACGCUGUGGUUGUCAUGGAGUUGGCCAAGUACAUUUUGGAUCUGAACAAAGAGCAAGAAGCAGGCUUUGCAAAGAAAGCGGUGAGCAUCGCUGUAGAGGCUGGAUUUGAACCAUGGCGUGAGGGGAAGAGUGAUGACGUCCAUGCUGUUUUCAUACGACAGAAGAAGUAGAAGUGGUUCCUCUCAGCACAGCUGUUACUCUGCUCCCACUGUCAGUAUCUUUAAUAUUCACAUGAUGCAACUGAUUGACAGUCAAGGAGAUACUGUUUCACAGACAAUCUACAAGAUCUUAUGCAGACAGAAUUUAUUUGUCCUUG
Molecule: messenger RNA, 1621 nt
Organism: Xiphias gladius (swordfish)
Lineage: Eukaryota; Metazoa; Chordata; Actinopteri; Istiophoriformes; Xiphiidae
Product: dynein assembly factor 3, axonemal-like
Exons: 12
Coding region: 114-1475 (453 amino acids)
Biological process (GO): motile cilium assembly; axonemal dynein complex assembly
Source: RefSeq, a predicted model, not a curated record